Didymodactylos carnosus is the source of this 1407-nucleotide messenger RNA. Lineage: Eukaryota; Metazoa; Rotifera; Eurotatoria; Philodinida; Philodinidae. The record is from the annotation of a GenBank genome assembly.
AUGUCUGACUCAUUGCCUGACAGUUUUAAAUAUCGUUCGUUACAAUAUUCUACAAUCAAACAUCUUCUCUCUUAUCAUGACACCAUACCGUAUCCGAAACAACUGUACAUCUUUGGAAAUUCGAAUACAGGUAAAUCAUCUAUUGUUAAACAUGUAUUAGAAUCAGUGGUAACGAAAUCGAAUAUUAUUUAUAUUGAUUGUCGUGAAAUAUUUUCAUUGAAUAUGUUUUUUAAUUCAUUUUUUUCAUCUUUCAUAAAUGAUGUGGAUGAUAAAAAAAAAUUCUAUCCAAAAAAUCUCAAUGAAUUUAUUCGUAAAAUACGAGACUAUUGUUUUAAACAAAAGAAGAAACAACAACAUUAUUUUGUUGUUCUUCAUCAUAUUGAAUUACUUUUGCAGUAUGAUACAUCGUCAACAUUAUUGUAUAUUCUAUUUAAAUUGGAAGAAUUGACAUUGGAUUAUUUCAAAUAUACAUUAAUUAUGAUUAGUAAUAAAUCAUUUAAUAAUUUAAUAACAGAACAUACAAUAGAGGCAGAUCUUGGCUCGUUACUUCCAAUUACGAUUUUUUUUUCCGCUUAUACACGGACAGAAUUAAAUGGAAUUUUACAACAAACAAUAACCACAUUUCUUGAUUUAUCAUCCGAUCAACUUCAAUUAUUAAAACAAAAAAUUAGUAUUAUUCUUACAUUAGAAUUACAAUUAUUUUAUGAUGUAACAAAUGAUUUAAUCGAACUAAAAGAUAUAUGUUUAAUGUGUAUAAAAGAUUUUUUACGUUUAAAUGAACGAUCGAUUGGUGAUAAUGAUGAUGGUGAUGACGAUAUUGAUUAUCGAUUAUUUUAUCAAAAAGAAUUUUUAACAAAAGCAUUAAAUUCUGUUUAUACUCGAACAAUGAGUGUUCGAAAAUUUCUUGAUACACAUGAUAUACAACAAGUUAAAAUUAAUAAUGAUAAUAAUUAUUAUUCAACAUUAAAUCAACAAGAUGUUGAAUUACCCUUAACAUGUAAAUAUUUAUUAAUAGCUUGUUAUUUAGCUGCACGAAAUCCAUCAAAAUAUGAUAAACAAUUAUAUGAUAAACGUCAAAUAACAAAAAGAUCAAAACGUUCAAAAAUAGCACAAAAACGAAUAACGGGUAUGAUAAAAUCAACGAAUGAAAUUUUUAUAUCAAAACCUGUUCUACUUAAUCGUCUAUUGGCUAUUUAUUGUUCAAUUGUUGGUGAAAAUAAUCCUUUAACAUGUCAAACAUAUCAACACUUAACAACAUUAUGUUCAAUGGGUAUGUUAAAAUUAGUUGGAAAUAAAACGGGUAAUAUUAAUCUUAAUGAAUCAAAAUUUUUAUGUUUAAUAUCGUAUGAUUAUAUUAAACAAAUUGCAUCAUCAAUUCAAUUUCAAAUUGAUCAUCUUCUUCUGUAA